This is a messenger RNA of Closterium sp. NIES-67, 2318 nucleotides long. NCBI's taxonomy places the organism in Eukaryota, Viridiplantae, Streptophyta, Zygnematophyceae, Desmidiales, Closteriaceae. The record is from the annotation of a GenBank genome assembly.
CAAGCUAGGUUGGCAAGGGUGGCCAACUUGGAUGGAUUGGUUGGGAAGGGACAAAGGUCAAAGUUGAGGUUCCUAUAGGGAGGGAAUCUUUGUGCUUAUGGGGUUUCCUUGGUUGGGGACUCUCUUGGGACCUUCCCUCUCGUCCCUCUCUUUCUAUCCCAACCUUUCUCUUGCUCCUCAAAUUCCUUGUGAGAUUCUUGAACUUUGAUUGAACCUUUGAGAUUGAGAGAAGAUGAAUGAGAGAGGAGGAGAUGCUAAUGGAAGAGGAGCUGUAGCUGAGAAGACAAGUGAGCCGCCGCCAUCAAAAGUUGAAGCUUUGGAUGGCUCCAACUAUGAGGAAUGGAGCGGACGGAUGAGGAGUGCCUUCAAACGCUACAAGCUACUGAAGAUUGCUGUUGGGGAAGAGAAGAUGCCAGAAGAAGGCGAAGCACGCGAACCGUGGAUUGAGAAAAGCGCGGUGCUUUUCGACCUCAUCCUUCAAUCGGUCAACAAGGAGAUGUUCGAGCACAUCAAGGAUCUUGUGGAAGCGGAUGAUUCGGGUCCAAGGGCGUGGAAACUACUACGCGAUGUGAUUCAGCCCAACACUCUCCCGAUGGUGAUCGUGCUCGAGAAGGAACUUGCUGCCAUCUCCAUGCGACCAGGGGACGAUGUGAAGCCGGUCCUUGACAAGAUCAAGAACACCUAUGCAAGGAUGGCAGCAGCGGGCAGCAGUGUAUCUCAGCUGCAGCAGUGCACCAAGAUCAUCUCGGUGUUGGACAACUCUUGGGACAACCUCAUCCCCACCCUCAACUCUCAGCAAGAUCAAUGGACACCUGAGUGGCUAAGGCAGCAGAUUCUGCAGGAGGACUUCCGCAGACGCCAUGUGGGAGGCGGUGCUGCCACUAAGACUGCUGAGGGGUAUGGAGCUGCAGGGCGCGGCAAAGGAAGAGGGGGUUGGAAAGGCCGAGGCCGUGGGAGAAGCUUUGGCAGAGGUAGAGGCCGAGGUGACUAUAAUGAGGGGCAUGGGAGCUCCAGUGGCAGGGGGAGUACCAGAAUGGAGGGCACCUGCUGGUACUGCAAGAAGGUCGGGCAUCCUUGGUUCAAGUGCUUCAGCAGGCUGGAGGGAUGGUCACCUCCAGGCAUGAAGCCGCCAAGUGGUGAACGCGCACAAGGUGGCGCUGUGCAAGGCUCAGGUGCACAAGGUGAAGGUGCACAAGGUAACGCCUAUCCUGGGAUGUAUCUCAUGGUUGAGGAUGUGCAUGGGCAUGAGGGUGAUGUGGGAUCUGUGGGAAAGGUUGUGAUGCACCCUCUCACGCACUGGGUGAUUGAUUCAGGUUGCACCAGUCACAUGACCCCACGGGCAGAUUUGCUUGAUGAGGUAAAACCCCCUGGGAAGAUUAAGUAUGUGGCAGCAGCGUCAGGUGCUUUGCUCCCCGUGAUUGGUGUUGGAAAUGCCAAGGUUAAGGGAGCUAAUGGGGAGCUUGUGGGGCUUGGGAAUGUUCUGCUAGUUGAAGGUUUGUCUGCUAACCUUCUCUCUGUGCGGCGACUGCAGAAGAGUAAGGCCGAAGUGACCUUUGGACCAACCAGCUGCCGUGCUAAGCUUGGGAAGAAGGUGCUGUGGAGUCUGGAAGAGGAGACCAGCUGCAUCAAGGACCUGUGGCAGCUGCCCAUCAUCCCUUGGAAUGGGAAGACUCCAACAGCAGCAACGGCAGCAGCGGCAAAGGCAACAGCAGGAGGAGAUGCAACUGCACCAAUUGAUGGGGUCCUGGAAGCAGUCAAGAAAGUGCAGCAGCAGCAGACACAUAGUGAGGUGCUUGCUGGUGUGGAUACGAGUGCGGCAUGGGCUAAGGCUUCAUCAAGGAGUGGAGAGGCCGAUUGGGAGACAUGGCAUGAGAGGCUGUGUCAUGUGAACUUUCCUAUGCUACAGAAGUUGGUGAAGGAUGGGAGCCUGAAGGGCUUGGAGGUGAAAGGGGGAGUGAAGGAGAUUGGGAGCUGCCCUACAUGCUUGGAGACCAAGUUCUCCAAGUUCCCCUUCAACAGCACUACAGGACCAGCCAAGACCCCACUUGCACUUGUGCACAUGGAUGUGGUGGGGCCCACAAGAGCCCCUUCCCUCUCAGGCAGCCGCUAUUUCUUGACAAUUGGACAAAGGUCAAAGUUGAGGUUCCUAUAGGGAGGGAAUCUUUGUGCUUAUGGGGUUUCCUUGGUUGGGGACUCUCUUGGGACCUUCCCUCUCGUCCCUCUCUUUCUAUCCCAACCUUUCUCUUGCUCCUCAAAUUCCUUGUGAGAUUCUUGAACUUUGAUUGAACCUUUGAGAUUGAGUUAAGUUCUCCUCCUAC